AUGGAUAACAACGGAAACGAUGUUGAAGGAAUUGUGUUAUGCAAUGGCCUAGAUGUUUUAACUUUUCCAAAGCAACUAUUUGUUUCUGAAGGCCAACGAAAUGUGAAUUUAUUGUGUAAAGUACCUGGUGGUCAAUCAAUCGACUUUUGCAUUGUUAAAGUACCAGGAGUACCUGCUCCAUUUGCUAGUAGUGAACGACUUCCGACUCCUGUGCCAGGUAUUACUUUCUACGGAGAAGGAUGGAGCCAAGGAUCAUGUGGAGUUACAUUGGAUAGAAUUAUUCCAGAAUAUGAUGGUAUCUUCGAGUGUACUGUCGCAAUAAAUGGACAAACACACAAAGGAACAAUAGAAAUUAUGAUUAAAGUUCCUCCCUCACCUCCAGUGAUAGAAUUGUCUAGCAAUAUAGAUGCCAGAAAUGGUGAAUUUGACUAUGGAAAGCCUCUUGUGGCGAGAUGUAUUUCUAGAAAUGGAUGGCCAGGUGCUGAACUAUCCUGGUACUUAGAUGAUGCUCCAAUAACUCAAGAAUUAGGAGCAGCCUUCUCGGAAACUGUACGAAGAAAAACAACUGUCCAGCAAUUCUUUCGAAAAUCGGUGGCCGUGGAAGACAAUCGAAAACGACUAAUAUGCCGAGCAACACACGACUCCUAUCCAAGUGGAUAUGUGGAAACGAUACUACCUAUUAAACUUAGAAAAUCAAACAAUACGAAAUAUGAAAGUAAGCAACACGAGUUAAGAGAAAUUAAACCAUCACCUCCACAGCUUGUUAUCUCAAGUGACAUUCACACCAGUAACGGCUCAUUCAAAAUAGGAUCAAGCAUGGUUAUUCAAUGUAUAUCACGUGACGGUACACCACCGGCAACAUUUUUGUGGUUUUUAGAUGAUCAGCUUAUUUACGAAGGCCUUUCGUCUCCAUUCGUAUCUCGUGAUGACCUAGGAACCAGUACCGUUCAGCAAGUACUACAACGCCAAGUACAAGAAAGCGACAAUGGGAAAAAAAUCAUUUGUAAAGCGCGGCACCCGAGCGGUUCAACCGAAACUCAGCUUAAAAUAACAACUUUCGAAUGA
Sabethes cyaneus is the source of this 1065-nucleotide messenger RNA. RefSeq names its product fasciclin-3-like. Gene Ontology annotation, cellular component: cell-cell junction. Gene Ontology annotation, biological process: cell-cell adhesion. The record is from RefSeq and is a predicted model, not a curated record. Gene Ontology annotation, molecular function: cell adhesion molecule binding. NCBI's taxonomy places the organism in Eukaryota, Metazoa, Arthropoda, Insecta, Diptera, Culicidae. The transcript has 6 exons. Bases 1 to 1065 code for a protein of 354 amino acids.